This is a messenger RNA of Bombina bombina (fire-bellied toad), 1357 nucleotides long. RefSeq names its product tumor suppressor 2, mitochondrial calcium regulator (gene TUSC2). The record is from RefSeq and is a predicted model, not a curated record. Bases 193 to 510 code for a protein of 105 amino acids. NCBI's taxonomy places the organism in Eukaryota, Metazoa, Chordata, Amphibia, Anura, Bombinatoridae. Gene Ontology annotation, biological process: regulation of mitochondrial membrane potential; inflammatory response. The transcript has 3 exons. Gene Ontology annotation, cellular component: mitochondrion.
UGCUGUGUACUGAUUGGUGUGCAAAGACUGGGUUCUGACUUCUUGGUACCACGUGGUGUAGUUCGGAAGUGACGCUACUCAGGAGCGUGUGUGACAGGAGAGUUCAGGGCGGAGAAUCCCCUGGAGAGUGAAAAUUGACAGACCGGUGACUGAGGCUUAAUACGGGGAGGCCUGGGGAGGGACCCCACUGUCAUGGGAGGCAGCGGCUCCAAAGCACGGGGGCUGUGGCCCUUCUCCUCCCCUGCACCCGAGAUCCCUGUGAGCAGCGAGCAGAGCCUGGCCCGCAUCCGCAAGGCCACCCCGUUCAUCUUUACCCGGAGAGGCUCUAUGUAUUUUGAUGAGGAUGGAGACUUAGCACAUGAAUUCUAUGAAGAGACAAUUGUGACAAAGAAUGGUCGUAAACGUGCAAAGCUUAAACGUAUUCACAAGAACCUGAGGCCCCAGGGCACCAUCAGGUUGGACCACCCGUGCAUACACGUGGAUUUCCCUGUUGUUCUAUGUGAAGUGUGACCAAGGUUGCCUACAACACUACAUGCACCUCAGCCAGCCUCCAGAGACCGCAAGCGGGAGGAGACUGAUGGGGACACUUACCAGAGACUUCAUAGAUGUCUUAAGUAGAGAAGCUGCCUAGGGCUGUGCUUAAGGGACAGAUUUGCUAGAUGCUACCAUCAUGUGACUCGGACCAUGUCACAUGAUUACUGCCAGGGUUUAAAAAAUGAAUUUCCUGGUUUCUGUGAUACUUCUGCACUGACCAGGAGAGAUGCCUGCACUAUCCCUGUGCCCCCUUUCUGCAUGCCCGAGUCAUGGGCAUCACGUCUCUCCAGCAACCCUCAGUAAAUCCUUUGUUGCACAAAAUAUCUGGAUACCUGCACCACAUCAUACAGAGAAGCCCUAUUCUGUUGCUUUCUGGUACGGGAAGUGUCUUGAGGUAGAGACGGACACACAGCUGCUCAGCCCCUGCAAUGUGACGAUUUGCUGUUUUAGAACUUCUGUUUGGACGCAAUAUACUCUGCGGCUGGCACUGAAACCCAAAGUGUAGUGGAGUUUUGUGGACCCUCCUAUAGCACUAUGAAGGGACAUGUACCCAUUGAUCUGUACAGGGCAGUGAGUCCCUGGCAGUGGUAGGGGCGCUGCUCUAGGUUCCUCAGUACAAUCAUGUAUGUGAUCUUGUCCUCUCAUCUAUUUAUUACUUGUAUGUUUAGUUUGUGUUCAUUAUUCCUGAGCUGUGACGUGUAACCUGUGUCACCCUCACUGCACUGCUCCCUAACCCGCAGCAGACUGGUCGCUGCCAUACGCUGUAUGUUUAGGGCUGGGAGGGGGACUGACGUCUCAAUAAAGCUCAUGUUUGUAACACCAA